GCAUACAGAGGAGAUGUUAUUCCAGAGGAAGUUACUGUUCCCAUCCUCACCGACGAAGGAGUGAUCAAAAUAUACCCAUCUGCUAUUUUGGAGAAAAGGAUGAUAAAGAGAAAGAACUCGGCAGUGGUUCAAUGGCUUGUCCAAUGGGUGAAUAUGUCGAAGGAAGAAGCCACUUGGGAGGAUGCAAUCUAUAUCAUGAAGCAAUUUCCUGAAAUCCAACCUCCUUGGGGACAAGGAGUUAGUCGAGGGGAGGGAGGUGUUACGCAUUAG
Messenger RNA from Striga hermonthica, 270 nucleotides. Lineage: Eukaryota; Viridiplantae; Streptophyta; Magnoliopsida; Lamiales; Orobanchaceae. The record is from the annotation of a GenBank genome assembly.